CCUCUGAAAGUCCUACCAAUCGAGUCGAGCCCCGGGCAGCGGGGCCACGAGGGAAGAGGCCCUUGGAGACAGUGUGACUUUGGCCACCUUUGACUCUCCUGCUGCCCUCUAUCAUUCCAAGUUCGGGUUGGAUUUAGAAAUCUGAGGAGGAAGAAACGUAGGCCCGAGAGUUGGGAAGCAGAGGGCAUGGCAUGCAAGUUCGUAUUUCCUCCGAGGGCAAAGAUCGGUUAUCCCAAAAUCGUGUAGCCAGAGCAUUUAUUGUGAGCUGCCAGAUGGCUGGCGCCUGAGCUUACUCGUUUUUACACGCCUGUAGGCCGACUACGUGACCUAUGGGAGUAAACGAGUGUUGAGCAAGGGAAGAAACUCACCUUGAACGAUUCCAGCCUCAGCUUCAGAUAUCACUUUAGAGGAUAAGAAUUCCGCUUCAUGCCGCAUGCUUUCCCUCCUAGAGUUUGCCAUGAUUUGGGUUUCAGUUGUUAAGUGCUUCGAAGGGAGGCCAUUGCCAUGGACAUGGAUCCCUUUCUUCACUGCGUGAUCCCAAACUUCAUCCAAAGCCAAAACUUUUUGGAAGGGCUUCAGAAGGAACUUUUGAACUUGGACUUCCAUGAAAAGUAUAACGAUUUAUAUAAGUUCCAGCAGUCGGAUGAUUUGAAGAAGAGAAGAGAGCCUCACAUCUGUGCUUUAAGGAAAGUUCUGUUUGAAGAUUUCCGGACUUGGCUUGCUGACAUUUCCAAGAUUGACCUGGAAUCAACUAUUGACAUGUCCUGUGCUAAAUAUGAAUUCUCUGAUGCCCUCCUCUGCCACGAUGAUGAGCUGGAAGGGCGCCGGAUCGCCUUCAUUCUUUACCUGGUUCCUCCCUGGGACAGGAGCUUGGGGGGCACCCUGGACCUGUAUGACGUUGAUGAACACUUCCAGCCGAAGCAGAUCGUCAAGUCUCUUAUCCCUUCAUGGAACACACUGGUUUUCUUUGAAGUGUCUCCAGUAUCCUUUCACCAGGUGUCCGAAGUCCUAUCUGAAGAAAAGUCACGUUUGUCUAUAAGUGGCUGGUUCCAUGGUCCUUCACUGACCCGGCCUCCCAACUACUUUGAACCUCUCAUACCUCGGAGCCCUCACAUCCCACAAGAUCAUGAAAUUUUGUAUGAUUGGAUCAACCCUACUUAUCUGGACAUGGAUUACCAAGUUCAAAUUCAAGAAGAAUUUGAAGAACGGUCUGAAAUUCUCCUAAAGGAGUUCCUUAAGCCUGAGAAAUUUGCAGAGGUCUGUGAGGCUUUGGAGAAAGGAGACGUGAAAUGGAGCAGCCGAGGUCCCCCUAACAAAAGGUUUUAUGAGAAAGCUGAGGAGAGCAAGCUUCCCGACAUUCUGAAGGACUGCAUGGAAUUGUUCCACUCCGAGCCUCUGUUCUUGCUGCUCUCCAACUUCACAGGCCUGAAACUCCACUUCUUGGCCCCUUCAGAAGAAGAUGAGGUGGCAAACCAAAAAGAGGGAGAAGGAGCCUCUGCGGCCGAUAACCGUGAAGAAGGGACAAGCCAUAGGUCCCCUGGGCCAGAGAACCAUCAGACAGCCUUCUGCAAUAACAGCCAGCAGAGCCAGGGACAGACAGACCCAGAGUCAGAGGAAAAUGAAGCAAAGGAAGACUCAAAUGUUCCCACAUGCCAGGGAGAACUGAGGCGUUGGAAGACUGGUCACUACACUUUGAUCCAUGACAACAGCAAGACUGAAUUUGCCCUAGACUUACUCCUCUACUGUGGCUGUGAAGGCUGGGAGCCAGAAUAUGGUGGCUUUACUUCCUACAUUGCCAAAGGUGAAGAUGAAGAGCUGCUAACAGUGAAUCCAGAAAACAACUCUCUGGCACUGGUCUACAGAGACAGAGAGACUCUGAAAUUUGUCAAGCAUAUUAACCACCGAAGCCUCGAACAAAAGAAAGCCUUCCCAAAUAGAACCGGUUUCUGGGACUUCUCAUUUGUCUAUUAUGAAUGACAGGGCUGGGCAAAGCUGAAGGAAAGAGACCCUCGGGACUGGGAAGCAUGCAGGAGCCACAAGGUGACCUGUGUGACGGUGUCCUUAAAAUCUGUGUGUGGUAGGACUCAUCAUCACUGUCCUCAAUCUAGACCUUGAGCUUGGAGCCAGGUACUUCUCUCUUGAUUAAAAAAAAAGGCUUGUCUUUUUUUUUUUAUUUUAACAUUGAGUUUUUCAUUUUCCAUAUGAUCUUCCUUAGUGAUUUUUUAAAAGUUUUUCUGUGUGGUAAAAUAUACACAACAUCAAGUGUACCAUUUUAACCAUUUUUAAAUGUACACACUUCAGUGACAUUCAGUACAUUCACAUGGUUGUGCACCCGUCACCACCAUCCACCUCCAGAACCUUUCCAUCUUCCCGGACUGAAGCUCUGUCCCCGUGAAAGCGUAGCCCCCCUCCCCCAGCCCCUGGCAGCCCCCAUUCCACUUUCUUUCUGUCUCUGUGUUCACAGAAGUGGAACAAUACAAUAUUCGUCCUUCUGCAACUGGCUUAUUUCACCGAGCAUAAAAUCUUCAAGGUCUA
This is a messenger RNA of Mirounga angustirostris (Northern elephant seal), 2535 nucleotides long. It is a transcript of the gene OGFOD1, whose product is annotated as 2-oxoglutarate and iron dependent oxygenase domain containing 1. The coding region runs from base 505 to 1977 and encodes 490 amino acids. Gene Ontology annotation, biological process: regulation of translational termination; peptidyl-proline hydroxylation. The transcript is spliced from 13 exons. Gene Ontology annotation, molecular function: iron ion binding; peptidyl-proline dioxygenase activity; L-ascorbic acid binding. Lineage: Eukaryota; Metazoa; Chordata; Mammalia; Carnivora; Phocidae. Gene Ontology annotation, cellular component: cytoplasm. The record is from RefSeq and is a predicted model, not a curated record.